CUUGACAAUUUGACAUUUGUCAAAGUCAGAAAAAGUAAAAUUGCUUAUUUGUUCUCAUAUUUUCUGAAUUUGCAGAAAUAAAUGGGAAAGAGUGUGUCUAGUUUAAUUGAAUUUGUUAAAAAGACGCAUUCUCAUUAAAACACAUUUUUAUGGUGUAUGCUAACUCGUUAGAGGCAGGAUCUUAGUUUUUUUAGUAGUGCGCGCCGGUGUAUGAAACUGUGAUCAUGGCGAAUCAGUCGUCAGGCGUUGUUGUGCCGAGGAACUUCCGUCUUCUGGAAGAGCUGGAGCAAGGUCAGAAGGGAGUCGGCGAUGGCACUAUCUCGUGGGGUUUGGAGAGCGACGAUGACAUGACCCUCACCCACUGGACUGCCAUGAUCAUUGGGCCACCUAGGACUCCUUAUGAAAAUAGGAUGUACUCACUUAAAAUUGAAUGCGGCACACGGUACCCUGAUGAGCCGCCUACAGCUAGAUUUAUAUCUCGGAUCAAUAUGAACUGCGUCAACAGCCAGACUGGCCUUGUGGACAAUAGGCAAGUCCCGAUUCUGGCAAGAUGGCAGCGCGAUUACACCAUCAAGACAGUUCUGCAGGAGCUGCGGCGCCUCAUGACCCUCAAGGAGAACAUGAAGCUGUCUCAGCCGCCAGAGGGCAGCACCUUCUAAACACUCACUGACUCAUCAUACCCAAUCUACAUCAACACUUCUUCAACUCCCACUUGUCUAUUUUAAAAUUCACUCUCAAAUAUUCCAAGUUUUUUUCACUAAGUACGCAUUUAUUCUUUGUUAAACCAACUCUUCUUUUGUUGAGUAGGUUGGGUCGCUAUGUACUUGUACGAAGGGUCUCAACACCUCGUAUCUACCCUUGUAGCGGUAGCACCCUUUUAUUUAUCAGCAUAUUACCUAAAUUGUUGUGGCCUUUUGAGAAAAGUUUAACUUGCUUUGGUAUUAUUAAGGCUAGAUUUACCUGCAUCUUAUUUUAGAUAAGCGAUCCUGUGCCCCUUCCAUGAGUACAAUAGAUAACAUAACUUGCAAGUUUUAAUGCUGUCUCCUUAUCAGCUUCGUUUAUAUCAUAGAAGUGGGCAUAUUAAUUUUGUAAUUUCUUAAAUAUAUUAAACCUUUAAAGGGUUCUUAUUCUUAUUUGUAUAAAAAAAAUCUAAUAGAAAAUACAGAAUUCAGCCUGAAGAUUGACUCUUUAUGGCUUACAAGAUCAAUGUUUCAAGUAUUGUAGGAAGAGUUUCAUUGCUAGGCACAUAAGGUGAAGUGCUGCUGGUUUCACAAGCUCCGCUUUUUGCUCCCAAUAAUUUACGAUCAGGCGCAUCAUGUAGUAAGUGAACACACAGCUACAAGUUGGUUCGGUUAAAUAUUGUGUUACUACUUCUCUUGACCUCUGUGUAUCCUCCGCGUGUAUAAUUAUUGUUACAAACCAAAUGCUAAGUCAAAUUGUUUCAUAGCAUUAAUAUUUUUACCAAUGUAUAACAAGCAAAGGUAAAUAAAUCAAAUAAUACUGUC
Molecule: messenger RNA, 1505 nt
Organism: Plutella xylostella (diamondback moth)
Lineage: Eukaryota; Metazoa; Arthropoda; Insecta; Lepidoptera; Plutellidae
Gene: Uev1A
Product: Ubiquitin-conjugating enzyme variant 1A
Source: RefSeq, a predicted model, not a curated record